AUGUCUAAUGCAUUAUACUCAUUCUCUGAAGAGACUCUCCAAAAACUUCGCAAAUUUAGAUUUGGAAGUGCAAGAAGUGAUGAUGUUCAAGCAUUGAUAUAUCAAAUAGAUAAAACCACAUAUGAAAUCAAAUUAGAUGAAAGUGCUGAAAGUCCAAUUACCUCCAUCGAAGAACUAGUGGAGGAAUUACCAGAUAACAGCCCUAGAUAUGUUGUUCUUUCAUACCCAAUCACAUUAAAAGAUGGUCGUAAAUCAUCACCUUUGGUGUUGGUUUACUGGUUACCACCAACUUCUACACAAUCACUACGGAUGUUAUAUGCUGCAGCAUUAGAACUAAUUAGAGAAAAAGCUGGCGUUUCAAAACUCAUCGAAAUUGAUGAUGAAGAAGAUUUCGAAGAUAUUGAAGAGAAAGUGCUAUAG
Hansenula anomala is the source of this 420-nucleotide messenger RNA. RefSeq names its product Aim7p (gene AIM7). Gene Ontology annotation, cellular component: actin cortical patch. Lineage: Eukaryota; Fungi; Ascomycota; Saccharomycetes; Phaffomycetales; Wickerhamomycetaceae. Gene Ontology annotation, molecular function: actin binding; Arp2/3 complex binding. The record is from RefSeq and is a predicted model, not a curated record. The coding region runs from base 1 to 420 and encodes 139 amino acids. The transcript is spliced from 4 exons. Gene Ontology annotation, biological process: actin filament debranching; negative regulation of Arp2/3 complex-mediated actin nucleation.